AGAGGCGCUUGAAAAUAAAAUCACAGCUGAUUCGUAUACCGUUGUGACGUUUUCACGCUUUUUUCUGUCACAUUAGUUGUUUUUUGUCAUUCUGUUAUAAACUGUUUUGUUUUUGAUAUCAUUAAAAUAUUCGGGCAUGACAACUGCAUGUGCAAACCGAAUUAAAUUAUAAAUAAUAUUUUCAUUUAGUUUGAUAUUUUUCUCACAAUCGACGUGAAGAAUUUAUGCUCAUUUAAUUUUUGCAUAUGUACUUUUGAAGUUUCUCACGUAUUAUCAAUUAUUGUUAUCAGUUAUAACAAUACGUUACAGUUACAUCAAAGUAUGUAAGUUUCGAGAUGUCUAUGGAUUACGGAGAUAGAUACAUAUUUGAAGCCGAGUGGUAUGACCAAAUCGCUUGUAUGCUGAAGAAAUUUUAUCUGUAUUACUAUCCAUCUGAUAAUACUGUCGAAUUGUUUGACUUAAAGACAAAAAAGACUUUCCUAAGAAGAACAACAUGUGAAGGCAUCAAGGCUAAGGAUUUUUAUGUUGGUGCCGUGAUAACAAUAUUUUCAAGAUGCAUCAAAAUUACAGGUUAUGCAGACUCCUGUACCAAAACCAAAUUAGAAACACAACUGCAAAAAGUUUUUGUACUUUUGAAGCCAGAUGUUAUUGACAAAAUGGGUGAAAUAUUAAAAGCCAUUAUAGAUUAUGAUUUUCAUAUCACAAAUAUAAAAAUGUUAAGAUUAACUCCAAAUGAUAUUGAAGAAUGUUGUUUUGUAAAAGACGCAGUCGAUAAGACGUCUAUUAUAAAUUAUCUUAUUUCUGGCCCUGUCGUUGCUUUAGAAAUAUUAGGAGGCAAUGGUAUAAUGAGGUGGCAAGAACUGGCAGGCCCAGAGGAUAGUGAACAUGCUCGUUCAACAGCAGCAUCUUCGUUAAGAGCUUGCUAUGGAAAAGAUGAGAUAUACAAUGCUGUAUAUGGUUCUAAAGAUACCGAAACGGCAACACAGGAAUUGCAAUACUUCUUUCCGGAUUCAAAAAGUAAAAAUAGAAGUCUAAAAAACACUGCAACUCUUCAAAAUUGCACCUGUUGCAUUAUCAAGCCACAUGCUGUUCAAGAGAAGCUUCUUGGUGCCAUUAUCGAUGACAUUCAGAAAGCAGGUUAUAUAAUCACGGCGGCACAAAAAUUUUAUGUUAAUCCAAUUAAUUCCGAGGAAUUUUUAGAAAUUUAUAAAGGCGUUUUUCUUGAAUAUACUGCAAUGGUAACGGAAUUACAAUCUGGUCCAUGUGUCGUUAUGGAGGUGAGCCGUAAAGACGAAAGCCCUAACAUCGUCGCUGAUUUCAGAAAUUUAUGCGGUCCAAUGGAUCCGGACAUUGCACGGCAAAUCAGAUCAAAUACGCUUAGAGCCAAGUAUGGGAAAACGAAAGUACAGAACGCUAUACACUGUUCCGACUUACCGGAAGACGGUAUAUUAGAGGUGGAAUAUUUCUUCAAAAUACUUGAUGGAAUCUGAGCGAUCAAAUAUUUCGUACAUAAAUAGUUAAAUUUAAUAAUUAUUAAAUUUGAAUUAUUUGAAAACUCGUAUUUUAUACAUUAAUAUAACUUUAUACACAUUAAUAUAAGAAAAUGAAUGUUUGUUUAA
Monomorium pharaonis (pharaoh ant) is the source of this 1619-nucleotide messenger RNA. RefSeq names its product nucleoside diphosphate kinase 7 (gene nmdyn-D7). The coding region runs from base 336 to 1490 and encodes 384 amino acids. Gene Ontology annotation, molecular function: ATP binding; nucleoside diphosphate kinase activity. Lineage: Eukaryota; Metazoa; Arthropoda; Insecta; Hymenoptera; Formicidae. The record is from RefSeq and is a predicted model, not a curated record. Gene Ontology annotation, biological process: GTP biosynthetic process; UTP biosynthetic process; CTP biosynthetic process. Gene Ontology annotation, cellular component: centrosome. The transcript is spliced from 9 exons.